Molecule: messenger RNA, 1101 nt
Organism: Linderina pennispora
Lineage: Eukaryota; Fungi; Kickxellomycota; Kickxellomycetes; Kickxellales; Kickxellaceae
Exons: 2
Coding region: 1-1101 (366 amino acids)
Source: RefSeq, a predicted model, not a curated record
AUGGCUAUCUUUGGAGCACUCAAGCGUGGUGAUGGUGAGAAGCGCUCGCACCGCUCGGCAAUGUUUCUACCAUCGCCGCCGUCGCCUGCAGAGGAGGUCGGGCACCGGUCCCUCAAAUCCGCCCUGUCACAUUCGGUCAAGGCAUUGUUCGCCAAGAAACCUAGCCGGCCACAAUCUGCCAUUGUCAAGCACAUGUCCUCUGCGCCGGCACUGAGCAUCGAGAUGGGUGAGCUUGCCGACGAGCCCAUCCGGAGUUCCCGGAGCUCGGAGUCGCGGGCCCGUGCCCAGAUCCUGGCAGAGACAGCGCGUCGCCUGGAGCUGGGUGCCAGUGCCCGGUCGCCUUCGCCGAUUACCCCAUCCAGCAUGAGCACAGGCCGGACACUGCCUUGCUUCCCAGAGGAAGAAGAGUGCAGCAACUACGAGUACCAGGACUCGGGGGCGUCAUCCAGGGCCUCGCCAAUGCCUUCCUAUAGCAGCAGUGUCACCUCCUCACGCACAUUUACCAACCGCAACAGGCCGUCGUCAAUUUUUGGAGAUUCGCCGUCGCCGCAUAAUACCAGCAGUGGCUCGAUUACCACUCCAUCGGCAUCCCAGGCCACGCUGCGCCCUCAGAGCAUGAUGGCAAACAGCGAAGCCAGUAGGACGAAGGUGGCCACGCACGCAGCCAGCUUUGACGAGUCGCAGAACGCAUCGGGAAAGCGCAGCCAGGGUCAGCGCUACUCGGUGGCCAUGUCACAGAACCUGUCGCGUCGCUUCCAGACUCGCCUAACUCACGACUACGAGCAGCGCAUUUACUGCCUGCACUCGCACUACUCGGAUGUGAUCGAGCGCCUCGAGUCGCGGGUCCGUCAGGAAUCGGAGCGGGCCGACAAGCUGGAGGCUGAUCUAAGUGAGCAGCGACAGGCAGUCGCCGAUAUGCGUCUCCAGAAUUCACAAGCGACUGACAGCAUGUGCAUGUCCAAGAAGUUGGUUGAGUUUGUCGACAGCUACCAGACCGAAAUCACCCGUCUGACGCGCGAGGCCACUGUUGCCCAGGAGUGGGUCAUUACGAUGGCUGAGCUGGUCAUUGGCCCAAAGAAAGAGAGUCCAGAGCUGGGAUGA